GCCAAUGCGCUGAUACCUUCUCCUGCCCUCGGUAUACUCACGGUUAUUUCUUCUGAUGGGUCUUCAGCUCCGAUAUUGGCGACAACGCCCUGUACUACCUCGUCAGGAGAUCAGCAACCGUCGCAACCACCUCAGCAGCAACAACAGCAGAAGCACCAGCUGACAUCCUUACGGGUUUUAACUCUUGUAGCUGCUGCUGCCAAUAACUUGACUCCAUCCGAUCAAGCUCCCCUUGCAACUCCAUCAAUUUCGACUACUGUCGCCGUAUCUCCAACACUUAACUCCACAAACAGUUGUACUCCCCCCCCACCCUCAAGUCUUCAGCCUCCACUCUCCACGAUUCUUGUCCCAACUUCAGCAGAGAAUUGUGCCAUAUCUUCAGCAAGUACUUCUAUGCUUAAUACCAUCUCCACAACCACUGUCUCCUCCAAUUCUGGGCCACCUGCUGCUCAGAACGGUGGUUUGCCCCCAAAUAUCGUCUCAGCCCCUUCUAGCCAGACGGAUUCGUCAUCUCAAUCAAUUGAGCAUUUGGCCGCCCAAUUUGCCACCAAUCCCCUUACUAAUUAUUUUUACUCUCUUUUGGCCCGUCAGCAGCAGCAACAGGCCCAGCCACAAAGACAGAAUCCAAUCGGAGGUUCUCCAUCUCUCACCACUUUAUCUGCUCAGCUCGUGGAUUCAAGCCAGCGACUGCAACAACCCUCUCCCAGCCAUUCUGCCUCAUCGUUGGACCAAAUCUCGCAUGAUCAUCAAAAUGCAGAUUAUUAUGCAGCAGCAGCUACGAUGGCUGCAAUGGCGGCUAUUGGCAGCUCGAGGCCACAAGCUUCACUUCCUCCGCAAGAUGAAAAUGUUAAUUCCCAAAUGAAUGUUUAUUCGACCCUUCAAGUUGGGAAUGAACACCCGUUAAUCUGGCGCGGCAGAUUAUCCCUAAAAAAUGAAGAGGUCGCUAUGCGAAUGCACUAUCUCUCCGGGAGCCAGGACUUGCUAAAAGCUUGCUUUUCUGUUAUAUCCGAGCAGCAGCAGCAUCAACAGCAAAUUAUUUCCGGUACCUAUGCUCCUCUUAAGAUUGUCCAGCGAAUGCGCCUCGAAGCAACCCAAUUGGAGGGUGUGCAGCGAAAGUUGCGGCUGGCAAAUGAUUUUUGCAUGUGCCUUGGCUUAGCAACUGUCGCGAAUCCAACCCUUGGCGAUUCUACUUGUCAAGAUGAUACUCAUCAACCAGCUAAGGCCGAUUAUGUAGACGAAAAUUUAGUUCAAAUGAAUCGUAUCCUAGUGAAUACUUUUAUUCGCUAUAUGCAAGAAAAAGCGGCUGCCGGCAUUAUUAAUGUCUGUCAUCCGACCACACAACAGGUUAUUUAA
This is a messenger RNA of Protopolystoma xenopodis, 1353 nucleotides long. The record is from the annotation of a GenBank genome assembly. NCBI's taxonomy places the organism in Eukaryota, Metazoa, Platyhelminthes, Monogenea, Polystomatidea, Polystomatidae.